AUGGAUCGUCCAGCAGUGACUGGUCCUAUGGAUUUGCCGAUUAUGCACGAUAGUGAUAGGUACGAGCUUGUUAAGGAUAUUGGGUCUGGUAAUUUUGGAGUUGCAAGAUUGAUGAGAGACAAGCAAAGUAACGAACUUGUUGCUGUUAAGUACAUCGAGAGAGGUGAGAAGAUAGAUGAAAAUGUGAAAAGGGAGAUAAUUAAUCACAGAUCCUUAAGACAUCCAAAUAUCGUAAGAUUCAAAGAGGUCAUAUUGACACCAACCCAUUUAGCUAUUGUUAUGGAGUAUGCAUCUGGAGGAGAACUCUUCGAGCGAAUCUGCAAUGCAGGACGAUUCAGCGAAGACGAGGCGAGGUUUUUCUUUCAGCAACUCAUAUCAGGAGUUAGUUAUUGUCAUGCUAUGCAAGUAUGUCACAGAGAUUUAAAGCUCGAGAAUACGUUAUUAGAUGGUAGCCCAGCUCCUCGUCUAAAGAUAUGUGAUUUCGGUUAUUCUAAGUCCUCGGUGUUACAUUCGCAGCCAAAAUCAACUGUUGGAACGCCUGCUUAUAUCGCUCCCGAGGUUUUACUAAAGAAAGAAUAUGAUGGAAAGGUUGCAGAUGUUUGGUCUUGUGGGGUAACUCUGUACGUUAUGCUGGUUGGAGCAUAUCCUUUCGAAGAUCCCGAGGAGCCAAAGAAUUUCAAGAAAACAAUACAUAGAAUCCUGAACGUUCAGUAUGCUAUUCCGGAUUAUGUUCACAUAUCUACCGAAUGUCGCCAUUUGAUCUCAAGAAUAUUUGUAGCUGAUCCUGCAAAGAGGAUAUCAAUUCCUGACAUAAGGAACCAUGAAUGGUUUCUGAAGAAUCUACCAGCAGAUCUCAUGAAUGAUAACGCAAUGAACAGUCAGUUUGAUGAAUCGGAUCAACCGGGUCAAAGUAUCGAAGAGAUCAUGCAGAUCAUUGCAGAAGCAACUGUUCCUCCUGCAGGCACUCAGAAUCUGAACCAUUAUCUCACAGGAAGCUUGGACUAUGAAGAUAUGGAGGAAGACCUAGAGAGCGACCUUGAUGAUCUUGACAUUGAUAGUAGCGGAGAGAUUGUGUACGCAAUGUGA
Messenger RNA from Arabis nemorensis, 1086 nucleotides. The record is from the annotation of a GenBank genome assembly. NCBI's taxonomy places the organism in Eukaryota, Viridiplantae, Streptophyta, Magnoliopsida, Brassicales, Brassicaceae.